AUGGUGGAAGCUUAUCGAAGAGAUGCAAGUUCUAAGGACCAGCUGAUUAGUGAGCUGAAAGCUACAAAGAAGCGUCUGGACUCAGAAGUGAAAGAGUUAAAACGAGAGCUAGUGAAAAUUCAAGUUGAAAAACAGUCACUUGAAUCUGAACAUUCAAAACUACAGAAGGAAGUAUCCCAGGUUCACCAGCAGAUGAUGGAAAUAGAAAAUCAUCUUCAGUCAGUGCAGAAAGAACGAGAUGAUAUGGAAACACGCCUACAGUCUUUGCAGUUCGAUAAGGAACAAAUGGCAUCUCUUGCUGAGGCAAAUGAGGCGUUAAAACAACAGGUAGAACAAAUGCAAGAAGAAGCAAAAAAGGCCAUUGCUGAGCAGAAACAGAAAAUGAAGCGUCUAGGGUCAGAUCUGACAAGUGCUCAGAAAGAGAUGAAAGCAAAACAUAAAGCCUAUGAGAAUGCAGUCGGCAUUCUUAGUCGUCGGCUACAGGAAUCUCUCACUGCAAAGGAAUCUGCUGAAGCAGAGUUGACCAAACUAAAAGCACAAAUCACUGAUGGUGGAAACAACCAGAUUGCUCAAGAAAGAAUUCAAGCUCUGGAGACAGAAUUGCAAGCUGUUAGCAGCAGUAAGUUGAUGCUGGAGAAAGAGUUGCAAGAAGUGAUUUCACUUACCAGCCAGGAGCUUGAAGAAUACAGAGAGAAAGUGCUGGAACUUGAGGAUGAGCUUCAGGAAUCUAGAGGCUUCAGGAGGAAGAUAAAACGUUUAGAAGAAAGUAAUAAGAAGUUGGCCCUUGAGCUGGAGCAUGAACGUGGAAAACUUACAGGUCUUAGUCAGUCCAAUGCCGCUUUGCGGGAGCACAACAAUAUCCUAGAAGCAGCAUUAGCAAAAAGAGAGGCAGACUUGGUACAACUGAAUCUGCAGGUUCAGGCAGUCCUAAAGCGGAAAGAGGAAGAGGAUCAGCAAAUGCAACAACUUAUUCAAGCUUUACAGGCUUCCUUAGAGAAAGAAAAGUCGAAAGUUAAAGAUCUUAAGAAGCAGGAAGCAGCAGCCAAAGCGGAUGCAGCACAUAACCGCCGUCAUUACAGAGCUGCUAUGCUCGAGCUCAGUGAAAUCAAGAAAGAGCUACAUGCCAAAGAACUGCUUGUCCAAGCCCUUCAGGUUGAAGUAGACAAACUGCAAGUAGAGGAUGAAAAACGUUCCCAGGAGCUAUCACAGUUUCAGCAAGAGUUGGCAGAAGCCAGAUCUCAGCUCCAACUUCUGCAGAAAAAGCUGGAUGACAAGCUUAGUGAACAGCCUGUAGUAAGCCAAGAGGUGGAAGACCUCAAGUGGGAAGUAGAACGGAAAGAAAGAGAAAUUGAAACACUUAAGCAGCAGUUGGAUAUGAGUGAACAGCGCAGCCACAAGGAGUUAGAAGGGAUACAGGUUGUUUUGCAGAAUAUCAAGUCUGAGCUGGAAAUGGUGAGGGAAGACCUGUCAGUGACUCAGAAGGAUAAGUUUAUGCUGCAGGCUAAAGUGACUGAACUGAAGAACAGUAUGAAGUCGCUGCUGCAGCAGAACCAGCAACUGAAGUUAGACCUGAAGCAUGGCAAGAUGAAGAAGAGGAAGGAACUGAAAGGAGAGAAUAACUCUUCAAAUCCUGUGACUCCAGUCAAGAUUCCUGACUGUCCAGUGCCUGCUGCCUUGCUGGAAGAACUGUUGAAACCAUCGACAGCUGUGAGCAAGGAGCCUUUAAAAAAUCUGAACAGCUGUCUCCAGCAAUUAAAGCAAGAAAUGGACAGCCUUCAGCGUCAGAUGGAGGAACACACCAUUACUGUACAUGAAUCAAUGUCUUCGUGGACUCAGAUUGAGGGGCAGCUAAUGGACCUUACCUCUACGAGUCCUGCAACUGCAUCAGACCAGCAGGAGGUUCUUACUGUAGAUGAAAAGAAACAGAAUUGUAGUGUUAGUGACAAGGAAGCUUUGACACUAUAACCUCCUCAUCAGUUGUCUUUCUUCCUGUUGCUUUAAGUAUGUAAACAAAUCUUUAUCAAAAUUAUUUAUUUAUUUCAUUUUUUAAAAUGGUGUUCAGAGUUGUGCUUUUGCCUGUAGAAGCAAAGGACAUGGUUUUGAGAAAUUGGUGUGAUAUUAAAUGCAGAACAUGCUAUUCCAAGGGUUGGUUUGAAACCUUACCAUAAUAAUUCUGUUAUGUUGGGGACUGCCAAGUGGUAAAUCUAGCUCA
Phaethon lepturus (White-tailed tropicbird) is the source of this 2212-nucleotide messenger RNA. Its product is annotated as golgin subfamily A member 3-like. The transcript has 12 exons. The record is from RefSeq and is a predicted model, not a curated record. Bases 1 to 1965 code for a protein of 654 amino acids. Lineage: Eukaryota; Metazoa; Chordata; Aves; Phaethontiformes; Phaethontidae.